AUGGCGAGCCAUAUCAAGCCACUCCUCCUGCACGCCCAUUCGUCGGGCCCGAACCCAGUCAAGGUAGCCAUGGCACUCGAGGCACUCCACGUCCCAUACGAAGUGAAGCAGUGGGAGAUGGGCGACGAUGCCGAGAAAGGCGUGAAAGGCGCUGUCUAUCUCAAGAUUAACGAGAAUGGCCGUGUCCCUGCCCUCGAAGACCCCAACACGGGUGUCGUCUCGUGGGAAUCGGGUGCUUGUAUGAACUACGUCCGCCGUGUGUAUGACAAGGGUAACACGAUCGGUCCGGCGGGCGACUCGGGACAAGAUCUGGUGGACUUUGAGAAAUGGGAGUAUUUCUUGUUGUCGACUCUUGGUCCGAUGAUGGGACAGACGAAUUGGUUCAGACACUUUAAUGCCCAGAAGAAUGAGGAUGCGCUUCAAAGAUAUACAGCUCAGAGCUAUCGUUGCUAUGGUGUUAUCGAGGGACAGUUGGCGAAGACUGGGGGCGAGAGCAUUCUCCCUGGGCGGGUUACUGCCGUGGACUAUCAUUUUGAGCCUUGGCUUCGUAUGCAUUCGUUUGCUGGGCUGUCAUUGGAUGAAUACCCUUUGAUUGCGAAGUGGCUUGGGCUUAUGGAGACCCGCGAAGAAGUACGGGAGGCAUACUUCAAGGUCCGGGGUAAGCAGUGA
This is a messenger RNA of Penicillium paradoxum, 669 nucleotides long. Its product is annotated as glutathione S-transferase family protein. The transcript is spliced from 2 exons. NCBI's taxonomy places the organism in Eukaryota, Fungi, Ascomycota, Eurotiomycetes, Eurotiales, Aspergillaceae. The record is from RefSeq and is a predicted model, not a curated record. The coding region runs from base 1 to 669 and encodes 222 amino acids.